Molecule: messenger RNA, 533 nt
Organism: Umbelopsis ramanniana AG
Lineage: Eukaryota; Fungi; Mucoromycota; Umbelopsidomycetes; Umbelopsidales; Umbelopsidaceae
Exons: 1
Coding region: 91-270 (59 amino acids)
Source: RefSeq, a predicted model, not a curated record
GCUGACUGGCACUGCAUUUGACCUAUCCUUCCCUUUUACGAAUGGGGUAAAGAAACCCAUUCUAUUGUAACAUAUUAGAGUCAUGAAGCAAUGACUUUUUGUACAUUUUUUUUUCUCCCUCUCCCAUCAACUCUCUCCUUUACAUCCCUCAUCUCAUCCAACAUAUUACACAUAAAGAAACAUUUCAAUAAUGACCAAAUGAUAAAUGUUUGUUAUCCUACAUAUUAUGUCAUAUGUAUUGCAACAGCUUUUUUAUUUGUUCUGUUCUAACAUCAUGAUGUGAAAGAUUUUCCUAUUCUUUAGCAAGUCUGUCAUUGACCAGCUGUUCGACCGCGGCGGAGGUUGGUCUGCCGAGGACAGCUUUACCCUUGUCCCAAUCGACAACCACGGGUCGUUCUAACACCGACGGGUCUUCCUUUACAAGUUUUACCAGUUGGUCAAUACCACCGACCUUAGGAGCGUCGGGUCGGAGCAUGCCUUGGACGGUGCCGAGGUAGCUUGACACUUGGCGCAGUUGGUCCGACGUGGGUGGA